GAAGGAUGGGAAACUGCCUGAAAAGCCCCACAUCAGACGACAUAUCUCUACUUGAUGGUUCUGAGAGUGUAGCCAGAGAGGGCAGCUCGUCCUCGGACCAGAUGACUGAGGGUGACUCAGUCCCUCAGGUGGAGGUGUUGUGAAGGUCACAGGAAAGAGAAGAGACAAAAAGGAGAGGAGAGAGAUGAUCGGAACAUUCCACAUAAUCACUCUGAGAGAAUGGAAUUCAUGUAUACUGUAUUGCAUAUCUUCUUGGAGGAGCUUAAUAAGAUGUGAUGAAAUCUUUUCAGCUAAAUUGUUUGCAGACCCCAGUAACUUAUUUGUCAAAUUAAAUUAAAAUUGUCAUUGAAAUGUCAUAAAAGAAGAGAUGUAACUGCGCUUAUCUUCAUAAUGCAGAUUCAUUGAUUUUCAUUUAAAGGGAAAACUUUUUCCACAAAUGUAUACUGUAAUGGAUUUCUGUGAACAUAUUAUUUUCUUGGUAACUGAUAGAACAUAAGAAAAAAAUCAUAAGUUAAUUGUACCUUGAAAUGAGAUGUUGCCCUCUACUUCAUCUCCAGUAGAGUCUGCUCCGACCCCAUUAUCCCUCACUGACAAUCUUACUUGCCAGCAUCAACAUUUAGGUCACACAAAAGCAAGGCAGGUGGCAGAUGUAUCAAGGGCAAAAUACCAGAUAUCAUCCAAAGUGGAUUUUGGGAUGUGUGGUGUAGAUGUAAGUCGUCAUGAGAGGGGGAAUAUGAUGCCUCCUCCAGAUUUGUGUGCUAGAGAAGGACAGAACUGUGGUGAACUACAGAGACGGAGUAGUAGAUCUUGUGAUGUAGAUACAGAGGCUACUAUUGCUCAAGCAUCCUGUGAUACCAAAUUUGUAACAGGUAUGUCACAAAGUGGGGAUGAGAGGGAAGACACAAUGGAGGAAGGUGCUUGGGGUCUUCCUCCUCACUCAUUUGAAGACUCCUCAGAGGGAAUAGAAGGUUCUUUGGAGGAGUAUGUAGCAGUCAGUACCAAGGCUAGUUUACCUGACCUAUGUGAUACUAGUAGUGGCACGCGCAGCAGAGUGCCUCUUGACAGUGGCCUAGGAAAUGACUGUGGUCAAGAUCCAGAGUGUAACUCAUUAUCCCCUGUGUCUGGGGAUGAGCAUUGUGUGGGCACUGUUGAAAAAACAUCUUCAGAGUCUCAGAGGGAUAAUUUAUGCACAGAUGAGAAUGGGGAGAUGGCAGAAGGAUUUGUUUGUUCUAAUGUGAAUAUUGAUGCCAGCGAAACAGUGAAUAAAUGCAGUGAGAAUAGAAUGAAUGAAAUAAAUUCAGCAGUUGAUAAUGCUGAUGGUAGUGUCUUAAGUUGUGAACCUGUUGGUGAGGAGGCUGAUAAUUUUGUAAAGGAAGGAGAAAAAUCUGAUGUGAGUGAUGACAGUAGUGGACUAGAAAUGAGGAACACUACUGAAGACACUGAUGCCAGUCUUAAAGAGUCUUAUGAACCAGAAAGGUCAUCUGGUCCAAAGGAAGACUAUCUCAUUCAUGACAACCAACAGAUAUCUUUAGUGGCAUGUGGUGUAACCCACUGUGAUCCUAGUUUUGAAAAGGAUAUUGAAAUGGCUGAUCUCACUGAAGAUGAAGAAGGUGUUAAUUUAAUCAGGCACAAUCUGCACCACUCCAGCCACCCAAUGUUCAAUAAAUGGCCAUGCUACUUCUACAUAACUCAAGAGCAUCUACCCAGCUUCUCCAUAGAUUCUCAUGGAAGACAUAUUGGAUCUGAGGCACCUCCAAUGUUUUUCCCAUCUCCAUCUGUAAGUCGGCCAGCAUCCCAGCUGACUGAAGAAGAGCAAGUAAAGAUUGCCAAACGUAUGGGAUUAAUAACACACCUCCCUUGUGGAAUUUUUGACGGCACCAAGAAGAGUGGAGAAUGUGUGAUCUGUAUGAUAGACUUCACAGUGGGAGACCGAGUACGGUAUCUGCCAUGUAUGCAUACUUACCAUACAGAGUGCAUUGAUGACUGGUUAAUGCGCUCAUUUACCUGCCCAUCAUGCUUAGAACCAGUGGAUGCAGCUCUGCUUAAUACCUAUGGAUCUAGCUAGCCGUCUGCAGCUGGUGGGAAGGGUUUGCUCAGGAUUUCCUUUCAUUUGUUCCUGGCUAACAGGUGAUAUUGGUACACUGUCUUUAGAGGUUACUUAAUUGUACUGGACAAAGAAAUGUGAUGAUUUUGUAUCAUUUAUUUAUGUUAAGAUUUUGAAGCUGAUUUUGUUAUAUUAAGUUUAAUUAUAACAUUAAUACUCUAAAUCCAGUCAAUCAUUUACUAAUUUGUAUUGAAUAAGACUUGAAUGCCUAUUAUAAUGGAAAAUUCUUGAAUAUUGUAGCAGCUAAAUACGUACUGUACUUCAGUUCCACUGUAGUUCCUGUAUAUAUUAAAUGCAUUGUGGGUUUUUUUUUAAUCGGUUUCGUAUUGUCUUGUUUUGGGAGUAUUUCAAAAUAUCACCACCUCAUUACAGAGAAAUAAGGUUAAGGAUUUACAUUUUCUUAGGCUUUUUAGUUUUUCUUUCCCACUUUUUAAAAAAAUAUUUAGCAGUUAAAUGACUUUCUAAGUGUAUUAUUUAGUUUAUUUGGGAAAUAAAAUUCUCAUUUAGAUGAGUUGACAGGGUCUCAAAGAUUGGCAGGAUCUGAAAAUUGACUUUUAUAGAUUGAUAAGAUUCAUUUUAAGGAAUUAACUUUAAGUACAGCAUGAUAGUUUAAUUGUAGCUAUGCAGAGAAGUACUUGGAUUUAGAAACAUGUCAUAGUUAACAAUGAUUGUCAAAAAUGGUGUGUCACAUGUACAGUAUAAAGAGUUGAGAUUUACACACCAUUUAUUAUUAUUGAAAUAACAAAUACAAUAGUGAAUAUAGCUCUCAAUUAGUUUGCUGGGUCUAAGAUAUUCAUUUAUCAUUUAUUUGGGAAAAUAACAUGGUUUCUUUUGAAGUUUACAUAUAGUCAACCAAAAUCAAUAUACAGUUAACCCUCGCUUUACGCUGUCCCACAUUCCGCGUUUCCAGGUUUACGCGGUACCCUGCCGAAACAGGAAUGCUCACAUUCCGCGGUGCGUGUACCCCUUUACGCGGAGAGAGGCUGGCGAGCCGCGCCAUUUUUGGAUCCAAACCUCCUGCCAUCUCUCCCGCCCUCUCCCGCCAUCCGCCAUGUUGUGUAAGCGGCGCGAGCAUGUUGCGCACAAGGUCUCCCAAUCAUCAAAACAUUACCGAGUUCUUCACCCGCCACCCACCACAGCCGGCCAAAGUCAGUGAUAGUGAUAAUUAUAGUGAGGAUAUGGACUUGUAUGGACUUUGAGGGGUUUGACAAAGAGGCCCUGCAAGCCUCUGUGGUGGAUAGUGAUACAAGUGAUACAGGUGAGAGCCAAUAAUCUGCCCUCUCCAUCGGAACCACCGCCCAUCCUCGUGUGCCCAGCCAUCUUUUCUACUAAUGUAAGUGUUAAAAAACCUAAUAUUAUUGAUAUUUCUCUUAAUUAUUAAUUGUGUGUGCAUACCAUCAUAAAGUUAAGAUAAUAUUUUUACUGCAAC
This is a messenger RNA of Homarus americanus (American lobster), 3533 nucleotides long. RefSeq lists its product as uncharacterized. Bases 533 to 2065 code for a protein of 510 amino acids. The transcript has 4 exons. NCBI's taxonomy places the organism in Eukaryota, Metazoa, Arthropoda, Malacostraca, Decapoda, Nephropidae. The record is from RefSeq and is a predicted model, not a curated record.